Messenger RNA from Alnus glutinosa, 1269 nucleotides. Its product is annotated as protein FAR1-RELATED SEQUENCE 5-like. The transcript has 2 exons. Bases 1 to 1269 code for a protein of 422 amino acids. Gene Ontology annotation, molecular function: zinc ion binding. The record is from RefSeq and is a predicted model, not a curated record. Lineage: Eukaryota; Viridiplantae; Streptophyta; Magnoliopsida; Fagales; Betulaceae.
AUGAGUUUAAAGAAAGUGGAGUUAAGGUGGACUGUAUGUAAGUUCAUAAGUGAACAUAAUCAUGAGCUCCUUUCUCGUAGAAGUACAACUUUGCUUUGUGGACAUAGAGUGAUAACACGUGCUCAAAAAAAUCUUAUAGAUACCCUCAAUGAGUCCGGUGUACCUCCAAGGAAGAUAAUGACAGCAUUGAGUAAAGAAUCUGGUGGCGAUCAUAAUGUUGGUUGUAUUGCUAAAGAUAUUCAAAAUUAUGUGGGCAAUAAAAGAAGAUUUCGUUUUAAAGAGGAAGAUGCACAAAAAAUGUACAACUAUUUUCUUGAGAGACAAUCCCAAAAUCCAAGUUUUGUGUACGCAAUCCAAGUAGAUGAAAAUGGAUGCAUGGGCAAUUGUUUUUGGGCAGAUGCUAGAUCACAAGCUGCAUACCAAUAUUUUGGAGAUGUUACUUUUGAUGCAACUUACUUGACAAAUUGUUAUAAGAUGCCUUUUGUUCCUUUUACUGGAGUUAACCAUCAUCACCAAUCUGUGAUGUUUGGAUGUGCUUUGCUCGUAAAUGAAACAGUUGAAUCUUAUGCAUGGUUGUUGAAAUCAUGGCUUGAGGCAAUGCUUGGAUGUGCUCCUUCUACAAUUAUCACAGAUGAUGACAAUGCCAUGGCUAAGGCAAUUGCAGAGUUUGAGACGGAAUGGAGUGAAAUUGUUGGCAAGCAUGAGUUGGUAGAGAAUGAUUGGUUGAAAAAACUUUAUAUAAGACGUGAAAAGUGGGUGUCGGCUUACUUGCGAACCACAUUUUGUACCGGCAUGUCUACAACUCAACGGAGUGAGAGUAUGAAUAAGUUUUUUAAAGAUUAUGUUCGUCCGAGCACAAUGGUGAGUGAAUUUGUCUAUCACUAUGAAAAAGCCUUAAAUGCGCGGUAUCUUAAAGAGAAAGAAAAAGAAAAAGAUGUGAAGACAAAAACUUCUAGACCGAUUUUAAAAACUCGUUACAAGAUGGAAGUAGAGGCGGCAAAGGUUUACACAAGAGAGUCUUUUUUGAUGAUUCAAGAAGAGCUAUUUAACAGUCAAAAUUACAAAUCAUCUAAACAUCGGGAAGAAGGAGGGACGAAGAUAUAUAGGGUGACCCUUCAUGGGAGAGAAAAUCCAUUUUAUGAAGUUGCAUUUGAAGCUCUUGAAAAGAAAGCUACUUGUACAUGUCAUAAGUUUGAAUUUGUUGGAAUAUUGUGUGCGCACAUUCUUCAAAUUUUUGUGAAGAAGUCUUUGGUGGACUCUAUUCCCUAA